This is a messenger RNA of Stegostoma tigrinum, 4104 nucleotides long. RefSeq names its product T-complex protein 11-like protein 2. The record is from RefSeq and is a predicted model, not a curated record. Gene Ontology annotation, biological process: signal transduction. Bases 624 to 2183 code for a protein of 519 amino acids. Lineage: Eukaryota; Metazoa; Chordata; Chondrichthyes; Orectolobiformes; Stegostomatidae. The transcript is spliced from 11 exons.
CAGGUAAAGUCUGCUAUCCAAAAUUGUUGACUUUGCUUAAUUGAGAUCUGAGAUGAACUGUUUCUCAAUAAUCUUCUAAACUAAAUGGUGAGAAUCAGUGGUAGGCCCAUACGACCUGAAAGAUUCCAAAUUCGAUUUCCUGAUGUCAGCGUUACUUCCUAUAACUCCGUUCAUUGGGGCAGCUGUAAAGAUCAAACCGUUACCGUCCAUUCCUAUGAGUUAGCCAUUGAAAGAUUGACAGGGUCCCGAUCUAUGUUCGUAAACCCUAUUUGGGAAUGUACAGAUCUCCAGUGGACAUAGCUGCAGUGCCUCAAUGGUUGCAUUUAUGGGCACAAUCUGAUUUGCUCCGAUGUUUCCAUGGUGAAAUAGUGAGCUGACACUAAAUUUCACGCAUGCCUCAUGUUUGUGAAUGAUACCGCAGUACAGUACUUGAAACUGGGGGAUAUUUAAUGUUGACAACGCCAAACAACAGAAAAUGUACACGCUCUUAAUUAUGAGCUGGUCUUCGAAACAGGCUGAAGGGAGGCAACAAAAGGUGGACUUCAAUUCAGGCUCUUAGCUUUACAACAGGAUUGUGUAUCAGUUACUAAACUUGAAAGCUCAUUUUGUUUUGCAGUGAGAAGAUGCCUUUCAGUAAUGAGAAACAUUCCAUGAAUGAUGAAUCAUUGAGCAGUGACACUGACUCUUGUGAACGGUCAGAUAGUGUCAACUCCUCCAGUGAUUAUGAAUAUGCUCGACAAAGUUUCAGUAGUGAUUCUUCUAGCAAACCCAGCUCUCCAGCCUCAAGUCCUCCUAAAAUGGUUUCUUUUGAUGUCCUGAUGGAGACUGCAAAAGGGUUGUCAAAUAUGACUCUGGCUCAUGAAAUAGUCAUGAAUAGCAACUUUCAGAUGAAGCAAAUUGAUCUUCCUCCUCAAAGUUUACAAAGAAAAGUGAAAGAAAUAGUUCACAAAGCAUUCUGGGACUCUCUGGAAGCUCAGUUGAACCAGGAUCCACCUGAAUACCAUCACGCCCUUGUGCUUUUGGGAGAAAUUAAAGAGAUUCUCCUCUCAUUUCUGAUACCUGGCCAAAACAGACUUCGUAACCAGAUCUCCGAGGUCCUAGACUUGGAUCUAAUCAAACAGCAGGCUGAGCACAAUGCAAUUGACAUCCAUAAACUGGCUGCUUAUAUAAUUACACUAAUGGGAAAAUUCUGUGCUCCAGUUCGUGAUGAUGAUGUCAAAAAAUUGAAAUCAGUUACUGAGAUUGUUCCAUUGUUCAGGGAAAUAUUUCAUGUCCUUGAUUUGAUGACUAUGGAUAUGGUCAACUUCACCAUUCAAAAUAUCCGACCACACAUCCAGCAAUGUUCAGUUGAUUAUGAACGAAGCAAGUUCCAGGAUUUUCUGAAUAAACAACCCAAUGCUCUUGAUUAUACAACUCAGUGGCUAAAGGAGUCUGUUACUGAAGUAUCAGCAUCUGUGACCUCCUCAGACACAUCACCUUCUGAUACUGAUGGGAAUGCCGGUCUUCCCCUCAGUCCAUCGUCUGUGUUAAACAAUGGUUAUUUGAAAUUGUUGCAGUGGGACUACGACAAUAGGCCCUUACCUGAGACUCUGAUGACUGACCGAUCACGUCUCCAAGAGCUGCAACAAAGACUGAACCUACAAAGGCUUGUGGCCUAUAUAAUGUUGAUCAUCUACAACAUGGUAGGGGCAACCAUUUCAGGACUACCUGAGUUUGCAGACAAAUUAAAGCGAGUUAUCGUGGUUCUACUUGAGGGCAUGCAUGACAAAAAUUUCAAUCUUGAAGAAACACUGAAGACCAUAAGUGUAAAGAUUUGUUCUGAAAUAAACCAAUCCUUGACAGAAAGGGGUUACUCUGUGCUUACAGAUGAAAAUCAGACAAAUCUUACCGGCCAGAUCUGCAGCAUUGCAGAACAAAGCAACCCUGUCCGUACCUUGAUCAAUAACCGGAUUGAACAGUACGUAGGAAAUUUGCUCAGCAUACCAAAUCUGCAGAAGACUGUUUCAGUUGUUCCAGGAGGUCUUGCACCUAUUCAAGCUGAACUUGAGGAGAUUGGAUCCCAAUACGUCUGUAUUAUUAAAUACAAUGUACAGGUGUAUGGGCCAUUUUACUCUGGCAUUCUGCGAAAACUUCUAUUCAAUAACCUAGCAUCGGCAGGUACCACAGCAUCACAUUCUCCUUGAGUGUACAAGGUUAAUAAAAGGGAGCACACAUGGUUCUGGUUUGUAGCGUUUUUUUUUGUAUUGCAUCUUUGUAUGUUGACUGUGUAGAAUAGUCUGCUCGUCACUCAAAUCUAUUUGGAUAAUUGCAUACGUUUAAAAAAAUGUUACUGUGCUGAUGCAAAACCACACAAUUAUAUGAAGUUAUUUAAUAUCACUUGAAGCUAAAUUUAUAAUGCAUUUUUACUAAAUAAUUGUGGCCUGCUCAGUUUUUUUUAAAUUGGCCAUCAGUUUUAAUUCUCCUAAUUUCUGAAAUAAAUUUUAAGGGAAUUAUACAAUAGCUUAGUAUUUUUGUAUUAAGUGCAAAUCAAACCAUUUUUAAAACAAAAACAUGAAUACUUUUAUACAAGUUGCCAACCAUAAGAUAUAGCUUGCAAAGACUGAAGAAAGAACCAAUGAUUUCCACUUUAGAGGAGCUGAGGAACUUGAUAUCUGCAGCAACACCUUAUUUAUUCAUUGGCCCUCAGCCUAAUAUUUUGCUGUUCACUUGUCUGUAUUUCAGUUUAAUGGUGCUUGAGGAGCAAUUCAUGGAUUUUACAAUCAGUAGAAACGUGAAGAUAGCUUCAACAUAAAAUUGUUUCAAAAUGUAGAACUAAUUGUUGUUUUUUUAUAUGCAUUAUAUCUGUAUGUUUAGUCUGGUUUUACUGUAUAAACUUUUAUUUUGUGAAUGUAGUUUUGUAGUUCCACUUGUUUGGAACAAGGUUGGUGAUGCCAAUUUACAACAGAUGGUUCACUACUCACACUUGGUGUAGAUGAUAAAUUUUCUUCAUUAGAAGAGAUUUAAUCUGUGCAUGCUUUUUAAAAUUUUGUUUGACAUGAGACCUAAGCUUGUUGGAACAGUGUUGCAGAGCUGUACUUGUUAAUCUUAUUUCUGCUACAGACUGCUGUCACACUGGUGCUAAGUUUACUGUUAAUUGACAUGACCAGUCUGUUUUUAAAAUCAAACAGUUGUAUUCUUGUUUUGUUUUACAAUAGUAGGUUUGUGGCCACUAACUUGCAAAUUUUAGGUACUGAAGUACUGUACAUUUUGUGAGGAACUAGUAACAUUGGCUAUUAUUAAUCCAUGACUUUUCUUGUGCAGAAUUUCCCCACCAAAGCAAAAUGUGUCUUAGUCAUCACUCCAUCCCAACUCUCCAGAUGUUCACUAAACACCUGAAGUUCACUUAUUUGUGGCCUUUGUUUUUUCAGUAAUAGUUAGAGGAUUCAUGUCUAAAAUUAUUCACAGCUUUUUCUUUUCCUUUAGAAAUUACAGCUCAAUUCAGCAUCUACCUAUUCGGUGUAAGAUAGCUUUUCAUCCUUACUGCCUAGAAAUUAAACCACAGAUUGAUGGCAUGCAGAGAGAAAACAUGAGUGUGCAUAAUUGCAUGCUUUAACUGGAGCAAAAUAAUUCAAUUAGAACAGAUUAAGAUGGAAUCUAUUGUGGGCAUACCUUGUAACCAUAUUUUUUUUCUUCAACCCUAAAUCUGUGCCAUUAUUUCUUGAACUGAACAGAAUUUAAGAAACAUUACUAGCUUUCAUUGUAUGAAAGAAACAAUAGAAAUGGCUGAAAUUAUCCUUUAUUAUACCACAAUUCAGAACCGGCAAUCACCCCAUACAGCAUUUAUUAGUUACUAUACUGGCAUCCAUUUGACGCUGAGGUAGGUGCAAACCCCUGGACAAUUAUAUUAAUUUAAACUAGUAGGAUGGAUACCUAGAAAUGUAACAAUCUGAAGGACACUUGUGGAGGAAAAAAGUUGGUAAUUGUCAGAUUGAAAGCAAUUAAAGAAUUUCCAAAAUGGGAUGGAAAGUGAACGUGCUGUUAUUCUAUUUGCUGUACUUCAAGUCUCACCUUUGUUCUCCAUUGUUGACGAACAGUGUAUAAAAAUGUAUAUUAAGUAUGAAGUUU